Molecule: messenger RNA, 4767 nt
Organism: Histoplasma capsulatum G186AR
Lineage: Eukaryota; Fungi; Ascomycota; Eurotiomycetes; Onygenales; Ajellomycetaceae
Product: cpc-3 protein
Exons: 7
Coding region: 1-4767 (1588 amino acids)
Biological process (GO): regulation of translational initiation by eIF2 alpha phosphorylation; DNA damage checkpoint signaling
Molecular function (GO): protein binding; ATP binding; eukaryotic translation initiation factor 2alpha kinase activity
Source: RefSeq, a predicted model, not a curated record
AUGCCUCACAAACACAAGAAAUCCAAUGUCCUGAAGAACGACGCUCUAGGAAUAGAGAAAAAGGAGAAUCCUCCUGAGACACCCGCUAUCCUCCCUGCGACUAACUACAAAGAAAUCCGUGAAAACGAGACUGAUGCUUUGCGCUCAAUCUAUUCGACCGAUUUUGAAGAUGUAGAGGUUCGACAAGCAGCUUGGCAUCAAGCCUCUGAAGUAGCUUUCAAAUUGCAUCUGAGAGCGUCCUCGAACCCGGACGUGAGUGUUGUCCUGUUAGUUUCGCUGCCUGCGACAUAUCCCAAGACAAUCCCAAAUUUGACCGUCCAAGGCCUCGAUGACCUCCGGAAGGGCGCCAAAUCCAGGAUCAAGGAUGUCAUUGAUACGAAACCGAAAAAUCUUCUGGGUUCGGAAAUGAUCUACGAACUUGCGUUAUCCAUCCAGGAUAUUCUCGAAGAUGUCGCAAUAUCACAAGCCGAGGACAAAGAUAUGCCAAGCCUGGAGGAAGAGCGGAUUGUCCAGGAAGCCGCAGCAAUCCAACAAGCAGAAGAACAGAAGCAGGAAGAGCGGAGAAAGCAGGAACAAGCCACUGCUGAACAGGAGAAGGCUUUACAAACGCUAAUUGAGAGUAAAAUCAAACAGAGACAACGAGUGAAAGAACAAGUAUCGCGGCGGAGAAGCAAGGUGGCUCUCGAGCAUAAUGAGUCUUUUGAUUCAUCUGAAGAUAGUUCUGAUACUAUUUCUUUUGACCCACCGUUAGUAAUGAAUGACUAUGAUGAACGGCCCAUUACUUUCCAGGCCGUACUUGGGAAGACAUUGAUUGCCAGCGCUCCGCACAAGGCGACUUUCACAGUUCGGCCCGUUUCUCCAGGCAAUGGGACUCGUGUUCCACUUCUCGUCCUUAAAGAGCUAUUUAUUCGCGAAAAGGGCUCAGGACAUGACAUCCGACAGGAAAUUAGAGCGAGCGAGGACAAGCUUGAAAUCUUAAAGCGACUGAAACAUCCGAACCUAGUUGAUUUUAUCGGAUUCAAGAUAUAUCGUCCUCCCGAUCCCGAGGCGUUUCACGAAGGCACCUGGCAUAUUUAUACUUUGUUCGAGUAUGCUAACAAAGGAUCGCUAUCCGAACUUCUUGACAUGGUCGGUAGUUUGACUGCAGAUACCGCAAGGCCGUGGAUGAUACAGUUGCUUGAUGCCUUAGAGUACUACCAUCGUAACGGUAUUGUUCACGGCAACAUUCACUCCGGACGAGUGUUGUUGUUCAGAACCCAGUCCAAUAACACGGUACUCAAACUCUUGAGUGGUGUGGAGGAAGCACUUCCAGUGCCAUCUGGAGCCAAAAGAACCCUUACAUCCUCGCAGUCUCCGUUUUGGAUACCACCAGAGCUCACACAGAGAGGAUCCCAGCCAAGCACCAAAACUGAUGUAUGGGAUCUGGGGAUAGUUUUUCUGCAAAUGAGUUUUGGCAAGGACAUAAUGCAGCGGUAUACAUCUGCCAAUGCUCUUAUGCGUGCAAUCGAUCUUUCGAUGCCUUUGGAAGAAAUGCUUGGAGAGAUCUUUAGGCCGGACCCCAAAAAAAGACCUACCGCAUUCCAAAUUCAGCCAUCAGAGUUCCUCCGAAUCAAUGCGCCACUGCUUGAGCCAUCGGUCGCAUCGAAUUCAAUCCCAACCCGAAGACGAAGCCGCCUUGACUCCCAAGCCGCCCUUCCUUCAUUUUCUCGAUAUGGACAGGACUUCGAUGAAGCUGGGCGUCUAGGCAGGGGAGGAUUCGGGCAAGUUGUGAAAGCGCGAAAUAAACUUGACGGCGGGUUUUACGCAAUCAAGAAAAUCUCUUCAAAAUCAGGAAUUGCUCUCAAAGAUACUUUGUCCGAAAUUAUGUUACUAUCAAGGCUUAAUCAUCCAUACGUCGUACGGUAUUUUACUGCAUGGCUCGAACGAGACUGUCACGCUAUUGACGAAGAGGCAGUAUCAUCUACAGAAGCAAAUUCGCAUCAUCCUGAAGACGACGUCGAUUUUGGAUAUAGCGCAAGUGGACUUGACUUCAUAAGCUCAAAGGGGUAUCCUGAUAUAGAAUUUGGUUACGAAAGUGAUGGGCAAGACCACACGGAUAUAGCCUCAGAAGAAUCGGGCCACCAUCGGCCGCAGAGCCCUUCGAAAACAGAUGAAGGGUCAAACCUCCAAAGGCAGAGAUCGGGAUCAUCAUCCCAUAUUGUGACAACUACGCUUUAUAUUCAGAUGGAAUAUUGUGAAAAGCAUACCCUUCGCGAUUUAAUUAGGAACGGAUUAUAUGACGACAUUCAGUUUUCUUGGAGAUUGUUCCGACAGAUUUUGGACGGACUAAGCCAUAUCCAUAGCCAUGGUAUUAUUCACCGGGAUCUGAAGCCGGAUAAUAUUUUUAUCGAUGUUGCGAACAACCCGCGCAUCGGCGACUUUGGCCUGGCUACGACCGGCCAGUUCACAAUGGCAGUUCGAUCUUCAAAUGUUACAGAUAUCGGUGGGAACUAUACCAGGAGUGUAGGCACCACCUACUAUGUUGCUCCUGAAAUGAAAUCAGUGUCGUUAGGCCAGUACAAUGAGAAGGUCGACAUGUAUUCACUUGGUAUAAUAUUUUUGGAAAUGUGUCAUCCUCUCCAGACGGCGAUGGAACGCGAUCGUACUUUACAGAUGGUUAGAGAAAAAGUUCAUACGCUCCCGUCGACAUUCGAGGUACCAGAGAAAGCCAUCCAAGGAGAAAUAAUUGAAUCACUUCUGAGCCACCGUCCAAGUGAACGACCAACCGCAGCAGAACUUCUUCAAAGCGACAAAAUACCGCUACAAGUUGAGGAAGAAAUGUUUCGAAAGGCUAUUAUGGGAAUUCUAUCUGAUCGCAACUCACCGGACUAUAAUAAAAUCCUAUCAGCCAUUUUCUCCCAACCCCCCAGAAAAUUCGAAGACAUCGCGUGGGAUAUGGACGCCCGCGGGACGCCACCUGUUACUGAAGUGUUGCUUCAAAGUCUUGUAAAAGAGAAAUUAUCAUCGAUAUUCCGGAAACACGGCGCUAUUGAGACGACACGCAGCACUCUCUUUCCACGUUCCGAGCACUACCCGUCAGGGGUUGUGCGACUUUUAGACCCGUCAGGCAACCUUGUCCAGCUACCCUAUGACCUCACUCUUCCGAAUGCUCGUUCUAUAUCUAGAUUGGACUCUUCCAUCGAGAAGACCUUCACAUUUGGCACCGUCUAUCGGGAAUCUAUACACGGGGGAGCACCGCGUGGCCAUCAUGAGGUUGACUUUGACAUGAUAUCUCAUAACACUUUGGAUUUGGCGUUAAAAGAGGCAGAGGUCAUGAAAGUUUUGGAUGAAAUUUUGAAUGAAUUCCCUUCCCUGAGGUCAGCCCCGAUGUGUUUCCACAUUAACCACUCAGAUCUCCUGGACGCGAUUUUGUCAUUCUGUCGAAUCAAGCCCCAGCAAAAGCCCCUAGUGAAGGAAAUCAUUAGCAAACUGAACAUCGGGCCGUACUCAAUACAGAAGAUUAGAAGUGAGCUUCGAUCUCCAACUAUCGGGGUCGCUUCUACAUCGGUCGACGACCUUGCUAGGUUCGACUUUCGAGAUAGUCCAGACAAAGCCCUAAAGCGGCUUCGUACCAUCAUGGAAGGAACGGAGUUUACAGACCGUCUCGCCCCGAUAUUCGCCCGUCUAAAUGCCGUGGUGUCGUAUCUUAAAGGAUUCCGCGUGAAGAGAAAGGUCUACGUGAACCCGCUGAGCAGUCUUAAUGAUAAAUUUUUUCGCGGAAGUGUUCUCUUUCAAUGCGUUUCCGAUACUAAACGUCGGGAUGUUUUUGCGGCCGGAGGAAGGUACGACAGCCUGAUUCAAGAAUUCCACCCUAAAGUUCUGUAUUCAGGCAACCAGCGUCAUGCUGUCGGAUUCAACCUCGGAUGGGAAAAACUGUACCUCUCAAUGUCGAACUAUCUGAAAGGGUCAAACAAGGCCUUCCUCAAGCAAGGAGAGACGGAGAUAAGCGGAAUCUGGAGGUCUAGACGGUGUGAUGUCCUCGUCGCUAGUUUCGACCCUUCGGUCCUUCGUACCGUGGGUGUUGGGGUCGUUCAAGACCUGUGGGCGCAUGGGAUAAGUGCUGAACUUUCCGUCGAUGCUUCUUCCCUAGAGGAGAUUAUCACGCGAUAUAAAAAUGAUAAUCAUAGCUGGGUCGUCAUCGUCAAGCAGGAUAGCAUGGAGCGGGGCCUGAAAGUUAAGAAUAUUAGCGCCAAGGAAGAGUAUGAGGUGAGAAGUUCUGAGUUGGCGGCGUGGCUUCUAAGUGAAAUCCGCGUACGAAAUCAACGUGAGCGUCUAACAAAUGCUGGAAAACCCCUGAAACAUCUGUACCAUCGAGAGUCCAGCGUUCUGGCUGGAGAAAAAGAUCCGGAUGUCAGGAUUUUGACCGCGAUCCACCGGAACAAGAAAAUGAACAGGCGAAACAUCAUUGAGGCCGCUAUUCGUGAAUCACGCAGCGUAAUGGACAGAGCGCUUGAUGGACCUAUUGCAGCAAUUGAUACUCGAGACGAUAUUUUGGAAGCCCUCCGGGACAUUCGUCUUUCAGAUCCUGACAGGUGGCGGACUUUGAUACAGAACUGCCCAUUAACGGAAAGGAAGUAUAUGGCUCAGGUGCAUGAAAUGCUCAACGACCUUGCUAAUGAGCGUCGAGACCCUCAGGACGGCAAAGAAAAAUAUAAGAACGCGUUUAUCUACAAUUACCGGACCGGUAGUUGUAUCUAUUAUGAUCUCACACGUAGUAAUGAGAAAUGA